This is a messenger RNA of Hypomesus transpacificus, 2976 nucleotides long. RefSeq names its product ELAV like neuron-specific RNA binding protein 2 (gene elavl2). Bases 333 to 1502 code for a protein of 389 amino acids. Gene Ontology annotation, molecular function: RNA binding. Gene Ontology annotation, cellular component: ribonucleoprotein complex. The transcript is spliced from 8 exons. The record is from RefSeq and is a predicted model, not a curated record. Lineage: Eukaryota; Metazoa; Chordata; Actinopteri; Osmeriformes; Osmeridae.
GUGUGGUGAACCUGUAAAGAGCAAGACAGGCAGAAGCCGACUUUUUUAAUUAUUUGAUUCCUUUUAUUUCUUCAGUUAUUUUCCUUUAAUUUGAGGCAUUCGCUCAAAGGGACCCAAUUCUGUAUUGUGUUUUAAUAAAUAUUUUAUUUUAUCCUUUUACCUUGUUUAUGUGUUGAUUUUUAUGUUUCUAAGUUUGAGCUAAGAGAAAAGGCGGAAUUCAUAUUUUUAGGCUAUUGCCAAGUAUUUUCUUGAUUCUCUAUUUUCCAAGAGAUUGUUUGCCAGAGGACGUCCGUAACUUUCAUUUAUAGACACGACGGCAACUCCAAACUAACAUGGCAGUCAGACUGUGCGAUGUGGCUUCUCUGCUUAGAAGUGGCUCGUGGGCUGCCGAGCCUUGGACCGGGCAGGUGAUUGCCGCCAUGGAAACACAGCUGUCCAAUGGGCCAACUUGCAACAACACGAGCAAUGGCCCCUCCACAAUCUCGAACAACUGCUCCUCUCCUGUAGAGUCAGGGAGCUUAGAGGACAGUAAAACUAACUUGAUAGUCAACUAUCUGCCUCAGAACAUGACCCAAGAAGAGCUGAAGAGUUUGUUUGGGAGCAUCGGGGAGAUUGAGUCCUGCAAACUAGUGCGCGAUAAAAUAACAGGGCAGAGCCUAGGUUAUGGAUUUGUGAAUUAUGUGGACCCGAAAGAUGCAGAAAAAGCCAUCAACACCUUAAACGGCCUGAGACUUCAGACCAAAACUAUUAAGGUAUCCUACGCUCGGCCCAGCUCGGCCUCCAUCAGAGAUGCUAAUCUGUACGUCAGUGGCUUGCCAAAAACCAUGACUCAGAAGGAGCUGGAGCAGCUCUUCUCUCAGUACGGACGCAUCAUUACCUCGCGCAUUCUGGUGGACCAGGUGACCGGAGUUUCCCGAGGGGUGGGGUUCAUCCGCUUCGACCGGCGAAUCGAAGCCGAGGAGGCCAUCAAGGGCCUGAACGGCCAGAAGCCCCCCGGUGCCACCGAGCCCAUCACAGUGAAGUUCGCCAACAACCCGAGUCAGAAGACCAGCCAGGCACUGCUCUCCCAGCUCUACCAGUCGCCCAAUCGAAGGUACCCUGGACCCCUCGCACAGCAGGCACAGCGUUUCAGGUUGGACAAUCUGCUGAAUAUGGCUUAUGGAGUGAAAAGCAGGUUCUCCCCCAUGGCUAUCGACGGGGUGACCAGCCUGGCUGGCAUCAACAUCCCGGGGCACGCCGGCACUGGCUGGUGCAUCUUCGUCUACAACCUGGCUCCAGACGCCGACGAAAGCAUCCUGUGGCAGAUGUUUGGGCCAUUUGGCGCCGUCACAAAUGUCAAGGUCAUCCGCGACUUCAACACAAACAAGUGCAAAGGGUUCGGAUUUGUCACCAUGACUAACUACGACGAGGCAGCCAUGGCCAUCGCCAGCUUGAACGGAUACCGCCUCGGAGACAGAGUUCUGCAAGUCUCGUUCAAAACCAACAAAACGCACAAAGCCUAAUACCCACUCAGAUUGUUUAUAGAAAACUCUACAGAAAAAUGGAAACCUACCGACCGUAAACUUUCUACAUUAGUAAAAACAUCUUUGUAAAUCAGUGUUACGAAGGGAAACGAUAUUUAGCGUCCAACAAUGUGAUUUUCAACUUUUUUUUUCUUCAUUGCUAGGCUUUCAAACUUCUAACACUACUUUAUGUUGAACCAGAAAAAAAAAUACUGCAGGUUUUCACACCUGUGAUGUUGCAUUCUCUUGCUGUCUUUACAGAUGGACCUUUUAAAAAUGUUACUGAUAGGUUUUUGUCGUUUUGUUGCACAUCUGCUUUGAAACAGUAAGUCUUGUAAGGCUUUGUGUAGUGAUUUACUUUGUAUUUUUCUGUGUUCUGAUUUGCCUUAGGUGCGUUUGCGUCUUAAGUGGUUUAACGAAGUGUUUAUUUGAAAAUAAUUUGCAGUUUUGUAAGUAUUUUGUUUAUCGUAUUAAUAUGAGUUGGUUAUUGGUUGGCUGCAUAAUGUUGCUUAUUGUAAAAUUAAUGGCGAAAAAGACAAAAAAAAUUCUUAAAGCAGUACCUUGCCAAAGAGCUAAGAACCUCUUUGAUGUGGGUUUAAAAAGCAUCUAUUUUUAUAAAAAGAGAAAUUUGGAGAAACUUUUUACUGGACCUGGAACAAAUAUUUUGACUUGGAUACUUUGACAAAUAUCUUCAUAUGACACCUUGUGAGCUUUUGAACUUUACCAGAAAGUUUGCAGUGGUUGAAAUUUCUGGAGAGAUUUAUGAUGUAAAAGAUACCUUUUGAGAUCUUUGUAUUAUCUUUAGAUUCUAGAAUCAAUGGCAGUGCUGGUUUCAUUUGUAAAAUCAUCUGUGGGUUGUCCUUACAUCCUGGUUGUUAUAUGACUAGCAACUCACAUUCAGAUUUGAUUUGGAAACAGACAGAAAAAUACAAAGGUUUAUUCGCAAAAGUGCAUGCAAAAUUAUAACAUGGAAAUAUCUUAAAGGUAAAGGGGGGAUAAAAAUCAGUUCUUCCUAAACGAUUCCCUUCAGACAGAGCUCAUGGUGUUUUGUGGUGUACUUAUACUAUAUCAUUAAAGACUGGUUUUGUCUUGAUCAAACCAAUAAGGGUUGUACCUGCUUUGUAUGAUAGGGAGGAAGACUAGCUGAGAAUGGCUGCAGCUAUGAAAAGUAGUUUGAAUGAAGAAUGGGAAGGAUUACUCCUGAGCUAUGUAAAUAAGUCCUUUUUUAUGUUGAGUAUUUGCCUAACUUAAUUGAGUUUUUUUGGACUUUAUUGCAAAAGUGCUUUUUUUUUUCUUUUUUUAAGAGUACGUAUAGUAUGAUUUAGAUUUUUGGAUAUUGCCUUUUGUUUCAGUUUUGCUGAAAGUUGUUUAUAUUCAGUUGAAAAACUUGAUUUGUUGUCCUAUGGACUACAUUCGUCCUAUGGAGUUGUUGGUUUUCUGGUCUGUAGUCUUGCUUUGGAUAUAAAAAAAACUA